UAUAUGUUUUCUGUUGCGUGUUGCGUUUGUAAGCCACGAACGACGACUCUGUAUGGAUAAUUUCUCUGUUGUGUGCACCUACAUGCGGAUAUCUUAUCUUGAUCUAAUAAAAAAAAGUAAAAAUGGACGUGUACGGGGAAUAUGGCGAAUACGGGAAUUUCGACGAGGCCUUUGAUCCUAAAUAUGGCGACCCACAUCCUGUCCCAAUCGUCAUGGCAACAGAACGGACGCUGGUUGGAUACGGAAAUAUUGUUUCGGACUUUGACGCUGAGGAAAUAGAUAUAACACCAUGGCCGGUUAAAGGAUGGCGGAAACUCUGGCCUAAGACUGGAUCACUCGGUGGCAUACGUAGCGGUGACUUCAAGUAUAAGUGGUUCGGAGACGUUUGUACAGCAGUUAACGAGGCUGUGGUCGACGGAGAUUACGUCACUGGCAAACUACCACGCAAUGUUUCGCCUAAUAACCGCACUCAUGUCCUUGUGAAGGACGCAAAUUAUCACCCGGACGGAAGUCAGGUCUUCUAUCCGAAGAAUAACGACCCGUUUGUUAUGCUUCUAGCGAAACCUGGAGACGAUAUUGAUUUGAAUAGUUUUGUUGCUUUCUACUGUGACGGAAGUUUUGGAGUCCACGUGCAUACAGGUGUGUGGCAUCAACCUGUUUAUCCAAUCAACGACGAGGCGGAGUUUUAUGGUAAACAAGGGGCGGUACACGCAUGCAUAGGUGUCGAUACAGUCAUGGAAUUUCAGAAGUUCCUAUUGGUGCCACUUACAAAGCCUUAGUGAACGUUUAAGUCAAAAUGAGCCUCUAACAAAUGAAAUAAUUCAUUGCAGCGUAUUGUGCUUUCUGACGACAAAAAAAAUCUAUCUACAGGAAUUUAUUUAUAAAGUGUUUAUAGUUACUUCAGAUAACUCUAUUGGUUAAAUUGUCUUUAAAUAGAUGUAAAAAACGAUUA
Molecule: messenger RNA, 952 nt
Organism: Ruditapes philippinarum (Manila clam)
Lineage: Eukaryota; Metazoa; Mollusca; Bivalvia; Venerida; Veneridae
Exons: 3
Coding region: 123-779 (218 amino acids)
Biological process (GO): allantoin catabolic process
Molecular function (GO): ureidoglycolate lyase activity; ureidoglycolate hydrolase activity
Source: RefSeq, a predicted model, not a curated record